AUCACCUUUUGUAUUUAUCCCUCUCAUAUAUGCAAAUAUGCAAUAUCUAUAAUCUGGGCUUUUUUGUAUCAUCCUCUCCUCAAGUUUGUGCAAAAAUGGGUCUUGCUAGUAGCUUAUUAAUGGGAAACGGUUCGCCAACGACACAGAUGCUGAGCAUAAUUACAGGAUCACUGUAUAACAGUUUCAUUGAAAAGGACACCAAUACAUUUCCAGAUUUCCAUGUAGCACUUCUUGAUAUAUUCAACACUUUCAACUCCUCGUUGCCUGGUAAACACUAUGACGUUCCUUCACGCCAGGAAGUAGAGGAAUGUUUUGCAAAGUGGAAGGAAGCCAGCAAUGAUGAACCAAAGAGGAAGGAGAUCUUUGUAGACUUUAUCAAAACAAAGGUAAAUCUAAAUAAGCCAGACAACGCGACACUAAUCACAGGAUUAGUGACGCCACCAGCUGCCAUGGCUGCAAAGAAAGCAGGAGAGAGAGUUCCGGCGCUUAAGAUCAUCAAACUAGUCCCUGAUGUCCUCUUUGUUCCUUCAGCAACAUUCUUGGCUCUUAUUUCAAUCAAGGUAUCCAGGAAAGUAUUUAAGAGAAAAAUGAUUAGGAAAGAGCAACAAAAUACCUGACUUCACUGCUUUCCAAGAUUAUUCUUAAAGACUACAUGCCCCUUGUAUAGCACAUGUAACAUUUCUAUGCAUCUGUAUAACAAAAAUAUUUGUUCACAGAACCUGACGUGCUAAAGUGGAUUAUUUGACUUGUGAGUUGUGACUGCGAUA
Molecule: messenger RNA, 767 nt
Organism: Beta vulgaris subsp. vulgaris (sugar beet)
Lineage: Eukaryota; Viridiplantae; Streptophyta; Magnoliopsida; Caryophyllales; Amaranthaceae
Exons: 3
Coding region: 30-617 (195 amino acids)
Source: RefSeq, a predicted model, not a curated record